AUGAUUUCCCGAUACAAACCGAGUCCCGGUUCCACCAUGUCCUUGGCGUUCUGUGGGAACGAGAACAACUCGGUGGCCUACAAUGUGGACGGGGGUGUUCUGAACAACGGCUGUUUCCUGGACGCGCUCAAUGUGGUCCCACAUGUCUUCCUCCUCUUCAUCACCUUUCCCAUCCUCUUCAUCGGUUGGGGCAGCCAGAGUUCAAAGGUCCACAUCCACCACAGUACCUGGCUUCACUUUCCUGGACACAACCUGCGCUGGCUCCUCACCUUCAUCCUGCUCUUCAUCCUCGUCUGUGAGAUUGCAGAGGGCAUCGUUUCCGAUGGGUUCAGCCAGUCGCAUCAUCUUCACCUCUACAUGCCUGCAGCUCUGGCCUUCAUGGCCGGCAUCACCUCUAUCAUCUACUAUCACAACAUCGAGACAUCUAACUUCCCUAAACUACUCUUAGCCCUGCUCAUCUACUGGGUACUGGCCUUCAUCAUGAAGACGGUCAAGUUCGCCAAAUACACCGAGCAUGGCAUCGGCCCCAGGCAGCUGCGCUACUGCAUCACGGGACUGCUGGUGCUGCUCUACGGGCUCCUGCUGGCUGUGGAGAUCAAUGUCAUCCUGGGCCGGCGCUACGUGUGUUUCGCCAAUCCGACAGAGGUGAAGCCCCCCGAGGACCUGCAGGACCUCGGGGUCCGCUUCCUGCAGCCGUUCGUCAACCUGUUGUCCAAAGCCACCUACUGGUGGAUGAACACCUUCAUCACCUCCGCCCACCGCCGGCCCAUCGACCUCAAGGUCAUUGGCAAGCUGCCCAUCGCCAUGAGGGCGCUCACCAACUACAUUAAACUGCGCAAAGCUUUCGAGGAGCAGAAGAGGCCUCAGGGCACGGCGCCCCAGGGGCCCAAGUGGAUCUGGCAGGCCUUGAGGAAAGCGUUCGGCAGGCCUCUCAUUCUCAGCAUCACGUUUCGCUUCCUGGCCGACCUGCUGGGCUUCGCCGGCCCCCUCUGCAUCUCCGGCAUCGUCCACCACAUCAGCAAAGACAAUCGGACCAUCCAGCAGCCGAUGAGGCUGCUCGGCAUCUAUUUCAUCUCCUCCAAGGAGUUCCUGGAGAACGCGUACGUGUUGGCCGUGCUGCUCUUCUUUGCUCUGCUCCUCCAAAGGACCUUCCUCCAGGCUUCAUACUAUGUGGCCAUUGAAACGGGCAUCAACCUGCGCGGAGCCAUUCAGACGAAAAUCUACAACAAAAUCAUGCGCCUGUGCACCUCCAACAUGUCCAUGGGCGAGCUCACUGUGGCUCAGAUCUGCAACCUGGUUGCCAUAGACACCAACCAGCUGAUGUGGUUCUUCUUCCUGUGUCCGAACCUGUGGGCCAUGCCGGUACAGAUCAUUGUGGGAGUCAUCCUGCUUUACUACCUCUUGGGAAUCAGUGCCUUGAUUGGAGCGACUGUCAUCGCGGUGUUAGCUCCUGUACAGUACUUUGUGGCCACAAAGCUGUCUCAAACACAAAAGAACACUCUGGAGUACUCCAGUGAACGCCUGAAGAAAACCAACGAGCUGCUGCGCGGCAUCAAGCUGCUGAAGCUGUACGCCUGGGAGCGCAUCUUCUGCGACAGCGUGGAGGAGACCAGGGGCAAGGAGCUCACCAGCCUCCAGGCCUUCGCUCUUUACACGUCCAUAUCCAUUUUCAUGAAUGCAGCAAUCCCCAUCGCCGCUGUGCUGACGACGUUUGUGGUUCAUGUCCACAUUUCCGAAGACGCCGAUCUGUCCCCGGCAGUGGCCUUCGCCUCUCUGUCCCUCUUUCACAUCCUGGUCACGCCGCUCUUCCUGCUCUCCAGCGUGGUGCGCUCCACCGUCAAGGCCCUCGUCAGCGUCCAGAAGCUCAGUGAGUUUUUCUCAAGCGAUGAGAUUGGAGAGGAGCAGGAGCCCAGAGCCACGGUGACCUCCGGCUCCAGCAACCACAACCAGAACCGCUACCAGGCUGUGCCCCUGAAGGUAGUGAACCGGAAGCGCCCUCCGAGGGACGACUGGAACAACUACAGCUCCCAGGGAGACCAUGAAGGGGAUGGACCGUCCCAAGAAGUGGACCAGGACAUCUGCAUCAAGAUCACUUGUGGAUAUUUCACAUGGACUGACGGACCACCAACACUUGCUAAUGUGGACAUCAAGAUUCCUUUUGGUAAACUGACCAUGAUCGUGGGCCAGGUGGGUUGUGGGAAAUCAUCUCUGCUGCUGGCAGCACUGGGUGAGAUGCAGAGAGUGUCAGGAUCCGUCAUCUGGAACAGCUUACCAAACCCGGAGUCUGAGGGAGACGAAAGUCUGCCUCCAGAUGCGGCCGGUGACGGACAGAUCAGGAAGAGAGGCGCUGUGGCCUACGCUUCCCAGAAGCCCUGGCUGCUGAACGCCAGCGUGGUGGAGAACAUCACCUUCGAGAUGCCCAUGAUAAAAUCCAGAUACAAAACCGUCAUCGAGGCCUGCUCUCUCCAGCCUGACAUUGACAUCCUUCCACAGGGGGACCAGACAGAAGUCGGGGAGCGGGGCAUCAUCCUGUCGGGCGGGCAGAAACAGCGGAUCAGUGUGGCCAGAGCCUUGUACCAGCAGACCAACGUGGUGUUCCUGGAUGACCCAUUUUCUGCCUUAGACAUCCACCUGAGUGACCACCUGAUGCAGGACGGCAUCCUGAAGCUCCUGAGAGAGGAGAAGAGGACGGUGGUGCUCGUCACGCACAAACUCCAGUAUCUGCCACACGCUGACUGGAUCAUUGCCAUGAAAGAUGGGACCAUCCAGACUGAAGGGACUCUGAAGGACAUCCAGAACACCGAGCCCGAGCUCUUCGAGCAGUGGAAAACCUUGAUGCACAGACAGGACCAGGAGUUUGAGAAGGAGACGGUGGCAGAGAGCAUGACAGAUCUGGAGAGGAAGAACCUGCGCCGGGCCAUGUACUCCAGAGAGGCCGCCCGGACCGAAGAGGACGAGGAAGAGGAAUCACUGGAGAGCGACGACGACGACGACAACCUGUCGCAGGUGAUGAGGCAGCGAGCCACCAUCCCCUGGCGCUCCUGCGGCACCUACCUGUCCUCCGCCGGGCUGCUGCUGCUCUCCCUGCUCCUGCUGUCGCAGCUCCUCAAACACUCCCUCAUGGUCGCCAUCGAUUACUGGCUGGCGCACUGGACGUCGCACGUCAUCACGGCGAAGAUGGAGGCGAGCGCUCAUAACUGCACCGUGGUUCAGGACUGUGGCUUCAGCCACUCGUGGUACCUGUCGGUGUUCAGCGUUCUGUGCUGCCUCGGCAUCGUGCUCUGUCUCGCCACCUCUGUGGCGGUGGAGUGGACCGGGCUCAGAGUGGCCAAGGAGCUCCACCACAACCUGCUCAGCAAGAUCAUCCUGGCCCCCAUGAGGCUGUUUGAGACGACGCCGCUCGGCAGCAUCCUCAACAGGUUUUCCACGGACACCAACACCAUCGACCAGCACAUCCCCACCACGCUGGAGUGCCUGAGCCGCUCCACCCUGCUGUGCGUCUCCGCCCUGGGGGUCAUCUCCUACGUGACGCCCGUCUUCCUCAUCGCCCUGCUGCCGCUGGCCGUCACCUGCUACUUCAUCCAGAAAUACUUCCGCGUGGCCUCCAGGGACCUGCAGCAGCUGGAGGACAGCACCCAGCUGCCGUUACUCUCCCACUUCUCCGAGACAGUGGAAGGCCUCACCACCAUCCGGGCCCUCAGAUACGAGCCGAGGUUCAGACAGAGGUUACUGCAGUUCACCGACGCCAACAACAUCGCCUCCCUCUUCCUGACCGCCGCCAACCGCUGGCUGGAGGUCCGCAUGGAGUACAUCGGGGCCUGCGUGGUGCUGGUGGCAGCUGUAGCCUCCAUCACCAACUCGCUCUACAACCAGCUGUCCACCGGCCUGGUGGGACUCGGCCUGACUUACGCGCUCAUGGUCUCCAACUACAUGAACUGGAUGGUGCGCAACCUGGCAGACAUGGAAGUACAGCUUGGCUCGGUCAAGAGGAUUAACGGCCUGCUCAAAACUGAACCGGAGAAUUACGAAGGGCUGCUCACCGUGUCUCAGGUCCCUGACGGCUGGCCCCGGCAGGGAGAGAUCAAGAUCCAGAACCUGAGCGUCCGCUACGACCCCUCGCUGAAGCCUGUGCUGAAAAACGUCAACGCACAAGUCAGCCCUGGGCAGAAGGUGGGGAUCUGUGGCAGGACUGGCAGCGGAAAAUCCUCCUUCUCCCUGGCCUUCUUUCGUAUGGUCGACAUGUUCGAGGGCAGGAUUGUGAUCGAUAACAUCGACAUCUCGAAGCUCCCUCUGCAGACGCUGCGCUCUCGGCUGUCCAUCAUCCUGCAGGAUCCCUUCCUGUUCAGCGGCACCAUCCGGUUUAACCUGGACCCAGAGAUGAAGGCGACAGAUGAAAUGCUGUGGGAGGCUCUGGAGAUCGCUCAGCUGAAGCCGGUCGUCAAGUCUCUUCCAGGAGGCCUGGAUGCGGUGGUGACCGAGGGAGGCGAGAACUUCAGCCAGGGUCAGAGACAGCUGUUCUGCCUGGCCAGAGCCUUCGUCAGGAAGAGCAGCAUCCUCAUCAUGGACGAAGCCACGGCCUCCAUCGACAUGGCAACGGAGAGCAUCCUGCAGAAAGUGGUGAUGACUGCGUUCGCGGACCGAACGGUCGUUAUCAUAGCACAUCGCGUCCACACCAUCCUGAAUGCCGACCUGGUGAUUGUGAUGAAGCGCGGGAUCAUCCUGGAGUACGACACGCCCCAGGCCCUGCUGGACAAGGAGGACAGCGUCUUCGCCUCGUUUGUCCGGGCAGACAAGUAGCACAAGAAGAGGAAAGCAGAAGGAAGACAUUCGAAGUGCAAUUGUCCCAUGAGAUAUAUAUUUCUUUUUAUUUUUUGAUCAUGUUGUAAUAUAUUUGUA
Messenger RNA from Salarias fasciatus (jewelled blenny), 4896 nucleotides. It is a transcript of the gene abcc8, whose product is annotated as ATP-binding cassette, sub-family C (CFTR/MRP), member 8. The transcript is spliced from 40 exons. Gene Ontology annotation, molecular function: ABC-type transporter activity; sulfonylurea receptor activity; ATP binding. The coding region runs from base 1 to 4797 and encodes 1598 amino acids. The record is from RefSeq and is a predicted model, not a curated record. NCBI's taxonomy places the organism in Eukaryota, Metazoa, Chordata, Actinopteri, Blenniiformes, Blenniidae. Gene Ontology annotation, cellular component: membrane. Gene Ontology annotation, biological process: potassium ion transport; transmembrane transport.